Messenger RNA from Amoebophrya sp. A25, 363 nucleotides. Lineage: Eukaryota; Dinophyceae; Syndiniales; Amoebophryaceae. The record is from the annotation of a GenBank genome assembly.
CUAUUGGUAGCAAAGAAUCGCCUGCAGCAUCUCCUUCGUCGCCAUCUUCUUCAACGUCUUCUCCUGCAUUUUCUUCAACAUCUUCAAAGACGCUCGCAGGACCAAGCGCUGACGCAGAGCACGAACUACAGCACGACGCACAGCUGGGACUGUGCAUCUUCGAGGAUGAGGAGGAGGAGAUCGAGCCGCAUCUCCGACAGCAUGAACCUUUCGGCAGUGGUGACGCUGAGGCCACUGAGACGGACAGCGCUGGCGGGUUUCUGUUGGCAGGUCUGACCUCUGAUGAGGAAACGACGGCGGAGCAUGCGCCUCUGGACAUGCUUCAGGCGCUGGACCAGCCAGUUCGCAGCAUGUCGCGCAUGG